This is a messenger RNA of Trichoderma harzianum CBS 226.95, 3966 nucleotides long. RefSeq lists its product as hypothetical. The coding region runs from base 1 to 3966 and encodes 1321 amino acids. Gene Ontology annotation, biological process: stress-activated MAPK cascade; protein phosphorylation. Gene Ontology annotation, molecular function: ATP binding; MAP kinase kinase kinase activity. Gene Ontology annotation, cellular component: cytoplasm. The transcript has 2 exons. NCBI's taxonomy places the organism in Eukaryota, Fungi, Ascomycota, Sordariomycetes, Hypocreales, Hypocreaceae. The record is from RefSeq and is a predicted model, not a curated record.
AUGAUCGAGGACGAGGACUCGUCUCCUGAGUCCAACGGCGCCGACCAGCACACCAUCGACCGUCAAGACGAUCUGGGGUCGCUCAGCAGAUAUGCCGACGCCCCAAACAGCAUCACCGGCUCGCUGAGCUCAUUGCCGCCCGGCACGCACAUCAAUGGCGGCCCGCCUGCCAAGCGGCCCAGCGCAGGAGAGGCCGACGCGCCGUACCUUCAACGUCCCUCGGCCCCCGUGCGAAUGCCGUCCAAUACGUACAACCCUUCCACAUCACGGAAGCCCGCUCCCCAGUCGCAGGCGUCCUUCUCGGAGGGACCCCGAUCCUCGUCCAAGACGCGACCGCGGCAGAGCGACAGCCGCUUUCGGGCGCAAGAGAGAGCAUACGUCCAGACGUUGCGGCAAGGGGGCUACACGGGCGAAUAUUUUAGCCAGUUCCAGGCACAACCCGGAAACGAAUCGGACUCGGAGGGCGAGACCCCAUCCUCUGAGGGUCCCUUUGAUGACCGCCUCGACCAAGAGACCAUCAUGUUCUACGGCAACGACGACAUACAGCCGACGGAAGAAGACAUCUCAAUACCCGAAAACCGGGAACGGUUGGAGUGGCACGGCAUGCUGGAGGCCGUAUUGACGGGAGAUGUCGUCCGGCAGGAGAAGAAGCGCCUGAUCAAUGCUACCGAUACCACCACCAACAGGGCGACAUACAGACAGGAGCUGUGGCUCGAGCUCCGAGCUGAAUCGUGUGGAAGGCGUCUUCCGGUUCAGAAGCGCAUGGUGGAGGAUGGCCGGGCGAGCGUUGAUCGUCUCUUGGACGAAGUCAUCAACUUCGAAGUCAAGGGAACCAACGAGGCGGGGAAGCCACCCUACGAGCAAGUCAAGGACGUGGUCAAGAAGCUUGAAAAGUGUCAGAGCAUGUAUCCUUCUUGGUCAGCUCUCGUCGCCGAGCACAAAACCGCCGUUUCCCCCCAGUUCUUGGAAGCCUACGAAGCCAUCAUGUCUUGGUAUAACAUCAACGAGAUGAUCAACACCGAGCUCGCAAUUCUCAAAAAGUGGGUGGGCAACGAUGAGCUGGACUUUUCCAGGACCAAGCAGCGUUCCCCGGCCGUCGACGGCAUCACCACGGAUGAGACUUCGUUCCUCGAUAGGCUGAUGAAGGAGGACGGCCUCCAGUCGCUGUACAACGAGAACGCAAAGGUUAUCCUCAGGGGCGAGUUAGUCCAGCUAGGAAUGCUGGUGCCGAUAUCAAACGUCAUCAAAAAAGCAAAGGAGACGCUAAUCUAUAACUCGGCCCCUUUUCAGAAACGACACCUGCCGCCAUACCUCGACGAGCUGCUGACCCUCAUCAGCUUUCCUUCACGCCUGAUUGAGGAGAUUACAAAAACGCGACUGGAGUAUGCCAAGAAGAUGAAGGACACGGCCCAGCAAAAUCCGUUGAUGCAAGACCAGAUGAUCUCCCAGUUCCAGCUGCUCCUGCGGUUCGCCAUCAGGAUCAAGACUGAGUAUCUCGAGAUUGAGAAACCGGAACCCGGGUGGGACCUGCCUCCCUGCAUCGAUGAGACGUUCGAUGCGGUGGUGUUGGGGGCCCUCAAGUACUACUUCAAGCUGCUCAACUGGAAGCUCACCGGUAAUAAAAACACCUUCAAGGAAGCCGAGCUGUUGUUUCAGGAGUGGGAUUUUGCCAACCUAAUUGGCGGAAACCUUCAACGCGGUAACAUUGAAGUUGCGGAGCAGUUCAGUUCGCUGACGUUGAAGGCCUUUAAGCGACUGAGCACCAUGUUUGAGAGAGAGCUUUUGGAGAAGCCCAGCGAGAGCGGGCCAGAGAUGAGCAAGCGAUACAAGGCUGCCUUGGAUUCUGUGCGCGUCCGCCAGAGGAUGCUCCAGCGCUUUUCGAGGAGGCUGAGCGAAAACUACGAGCACGCCUGCGACUUUAACAUCUCUCUGGGGCCGGGAGAGCUGCAGGUGUUUUACGACCACCUGGUAGCGUCAGGCCACUUCCAGGUGGACACGUACGGCGUGUUUGAGUCUCUGAACAUCUACUUGAUUGCGUCUCCAGAAAUGAGGCACAGGCUUGACGACAUUUCGCCCAUGCUGGCCAUUACCUCUGCGGAUCGCUUCGCCGACGAUUCCGGCGAUCAGUACGUCCUCAUCCUUAAACCAGAGGCUCGCCUUUCAUGGUUUGGCGAGGUCGUGGGCGUGCCGGUCAAGGAGCACAAUAUUGAGAUGAAGACCGGGCAAGUUCGGCUCUGCACCACGGGUAGCGAUGCCAUCGCCAACGCGCGAAGGAACUUUCUCGACGCCAUCGACAUGCACCUUGACCUGGCAUUGGAGUCGCGGCCCAACAUUCACAAGGUCCACACGAGGCUGGCCGAUAUUCGCAGCACGGCCUACAAGCUAUCCAACGCAUUCAUGGAGAGCGUCGAGAUUAUCAGGAAACAGACGAGAGGCAAAGAUUGCCAGGAGCUCAUUCAAACGUGCUUCAUUUCGGCCACGGAAUUCGGCCAGCGUUCACUACUAUACAUGGACGCCAACCGACGACAGAUGAACAACAUCCAGCUGACCAAGCUGGCGCUGGACUGGGUCAGCUUCAUCUGCGAUGACUGCGUGGCGUCGGAUCGAAGAACAUUCAGGUGGGCGGUGACUGCUCUCGAGUUUGCCAUGGGCAUGACUCGCGGGCGCCACAUCUUGGGCCUGGGUCAGGAGGAGUAUGAAAGGGUGCGUGCCAAGGUCGGCGGGUGCAUGUCUGUCCUGAUCUCGCACUUUGACAUUAUGGGGGCAAGAUCCAGCUUGGCCGCCCAAGCCGAGAAGGAAAGAAUCGAGAAUCUUGUGAGUCAAUUUAGGAAGGACAAGAACAAGAUGCUAGACGACGAGGAGGCCACGCUGGGCGUUACCGAGCAGCGACUGGAGAAGCUCAUUCGCGUGGACGAGUUUCGGCAAGACAAGGAGGCCGAGCGGCGAGCACUGGGCCGAGUGCUGGAGACGAACAACGAGGCCGACCGAUCGCUAGCCUAUCUAUCGGCAUCUGCAACAAACGUCACGGUACGAUGGCAGCAGGGCCAGUUUGUGGGCGGAGGCACAUUUGGCAACGUGUACGCAGCUAUGAACUUGGACACGGGCCACCUGAUGGCGGUCAAGGAGAUUCGACUCCAGGACCCCAAGCUGAUCCCUACGAUUGCCGAGUCGAUUCGCGAGGAGAUGCGCGUGCUGGAAGUGCUGGACCACCCCAACGUUGUAUCAUAUCACGGCAUCGAAGUGCACCGAGAUCGCGUGUACAUCUUUAUGGAGUUUUGCUCUGGAGGGUCCCUGGCCAGCCUGCUGGAACACGGCCGCAUCGAAGAGGAAGAGGUCAUCAUGGUGUAUGCGCUGCAGCUGCUCGAGGGUCUCGCAUAUUUGCACGAGAGUGGAAUUGCUCAUCGAGAUAUUAAGCCUGAGAACAUUCUUCUCGACCACAAUGGCAUUAUCAAGUAUGUGGACUUUGGCGCUGCCAAACUCAUUGCUCGUCAGGGGCGAACAAUGGCCGCCGAUCUACACGCCACAAAGCCAAACAAGUCCAUGACCGGAACUCCCAUGUACAUGUCGCCAGAGGUGAUCAAAGGCGAUAACCCCGGUAAGGCUGGGGCGGUGGACAUUUGGUCCCUGGGAUGCGUGAUUCUCGAAAUGGCAACGGGACGACGGCCAUGGGCCAAUCUGGACAACGAAUGGGCCAUCAUGUACAACAUUGCUCAGGGCAACCCACCGCAGCUCCCGUCCCCGGAGCAGCUCAGCCCUCAGGGUAUCGACUUCCUCACCAAGUGCUUUACACGAGAUCCUAAGCAGAGAUCGACGGCAAUAGAACUACUGCAGCAUGAGUGGAUAAUGACCAUCAGAAACCAAGUAGUCGAGCCAGCGACACCCAGCGAUGCUAGUGGAUCGUCUCUGUCGCCGUUUGUGUCGGCCACCUCGACCAGGACUAGCAUUGGGCCAGAUGGAUUUUACUAG